UGAUCUAGUUGGACAUGGUUUUUCCUAUCGCUCACAACACACUCCUGAUUUACACUUUAGGAAAGCUGUGAAUUAGUUUUUGUUUGAGGUCUUGUUGGUUUGUGAAUUUUGUUGAGAAAUUCAAGGGAUGGCUGCUAUAUCUACUCAUGAACCCAUUGGUGGUUUGUCAGGCGUUCUUAGUGAACCACUGCAUGCACAGGCCCCUCUAUGCGCUGGUCCUCUGCCCUCCAGAAUACUACACCCAGAUGAGCAGCUUCAGCUAAACCAGCAAUUUUAUGUUCCCACUGUUCAGCCUUUCAUGCCCUAUCAGUUUCCUACAUCAUCUCUAUGUGUGCCAUACAGUGGAUUUCAUGGCUUAGGGUAUAGUGUGAUGCCACUACAACUUCCAUCAUGUGUUGAAGUCCCUGGAUUCAUAACACCUCAACUGCAAAUGUUGGACUACAGACGUAUAACCCCUCAUGUGGCUCCAGCUACUGCCCACCGGACCCGCCACUCCAAUUUCCAAAACCCUGUGCCACUUGGUCCUGUGAUGGUCAACUCAGAGGUGCAAACUGAACCUAUUUGUCAUAGCAUAGGCUCACAUGGACCUGCAGCGAGAUCAGACACCUGUUCAGAAUCAGGUCGUGGUACUGGCUGUGAUAGUCCAGUGUCAACAACACCCAGGUCCACUGAGAACAAAUCCAUAGCUUGCCCUGAAGGUGUGUCUGUGCUCACUCAAAAUUGCAACACCAGUGCUACUGAGACCACUGAUUUGUCUACUGUACCCAAAAGUGAAAUCAUCCAAGCUGAACAGGUGCAGAGCAAAUGUGGUGUAUUGCUGUCUAAGCAUGAGAUUAUUCAGAACAAGAACAAUAAGAUGGCAAGUUAUAACAAAAAUGACAUUAUGCAGUGCAGUUUGGGAUCUGUGCAAUCUUCAGAGGAUGUUGUGGUGUGUUCUUACCGGUCAUUAGCAUUCAGGGAGGAUAAACAGAGGGUUGAAGCUGGGAUGUUAAGUUAUUCCAGAAAGCAUCAUCUAACAUCUUGCACAGAACUUAAUGUUUUGAGAACUCCGUCUUGUACCUUAAAAAAAAUUUCUAAACCAAGCAAAUCGGUCAUUGCACAAUGUGUUAAAGUAAAAAACAACUCCGAGACACAAUUUCAGACAAAGGACAAGGAUGAUGGAAAUUCUCCUAAUAAUAAUUUUAAGAUUCUCCGACUGCCAUUUGAUGUGCAGAACCAUAAACUGCCUUGUCAGCUUGAUGCUUCUAUCUGGUCGGUAGAGUCUCUGUUACCAUAUGUGCCAUCCAGUGAGUGGCUGGCAGAAAAUGGUCUUCUAACCCCUCAGAAAACCUUAAGCUCACUGACUAAACCCAGUAAUGUUAUAUCAAAGCCAUACUGUGUUUCUGUGGGGAAAAAUUUACAAAGUGGUCCAUCAGCAAAAUAUUGUGUUUCUCCACAUCAGUUAGAGGCUUCGAUCUGGUCCAUAGAUUCUUUGAUGCCAUAUGUGCCUUCAAAUGAGUGGAUGGUUGAGAAUGGGUUUUCAACGCCUCAAAAAGGUGUGAGCCCACAGAUUAAAUCCAGUGAUGGUCAUUCUUCCACUGAUGGCAUUCCUUUAAGGAAAAAUCUGCAAGCAUGUGGAUCAACUAAAUAUCAUGGUGUUUCCCAUCAGUUAGAGGCUUCGAUCUGGUCUGUAGAUUCUUUGAUCCCAUAUGUGCCUCCCAAUGAGUUGAUGGUUGAUAAUGGGUUUUCAACACCUCAAAAAUCCGUUAGUCCACAGAUUAAAUCCAGUGAUGGUGAUUUUUCCACUGAUGGCAUUCCUUUAAGGAAAAAUCUGCAAACAUGUGGAUCAACUAAAUAUCACCGUGUUUCCCAUCAGUUAGAAGCUUCAAUCUGGUCUGUAGAUUCUUUGAUGCCUUAUGUGCCUUCCAAUGAGUUGAUGGUUGAUAAUGGGUUUUCAACGCCUCAAAAAGGCAUUAGCCCACAGAUAAAAUCCAGUGAUGGUUAUUCUUCCACUGAUGGCAUUCCUUUAAAGAAAAAUCUGCAAACAUGUGGAUCAGCAAAAUAUCAUGGUGUUUCCCAUCAGUUAGAGGCUUCUAUCUGGUCAGUAGAAUCUUUGAAGCCGUAUGUACCUUCUAAUGGAUAUAUGGUUGAUAAUGGGUAUUUAACUUCUCAUCAAGCUCUGAGCCCACCGUUUAAAUCCAGUAAUGUUGUGUCAGAGCCGAAUCAGACUUCCAGUGAUCAUUUUCAAGUAGGGGAGAGGCUACAAACUUGUGCAUCUGCUAAACUUAAGGGGUCCAUUAAGUCACUCGAAAAACGCUCCCCUUACCGUCCCUCAUCGAGCUGGCUGGCUGAUUUUGGUAAUGUAUACUACUACAGUAAGUUACCCCCUGUUCAGCAACAGUCUGAGAUUCUGGAGAGAUGGCAGCCAAAAGUGUCCCUUACCACUCAUCUUGAACCAUCUUUCAUUAAUUUAAAAAAGACCAGAAACCAAACUCCAGCAACUGGUAUCUCAGACCAGAAGCACUGCGUAUCUAAUAAAUGCAAGUGCAAAGUCAAAAGAAGUCCAAGGCUUUCUUGUGUCACACUUGAAAGUAAAUUACCUUUGUGCCAAUCAUGUCGAUAUGACACCAAAGGAAAAGAUUCAAAAAAGCAUUCAGAUUGUCCUGGCUGCAAAAAAGAAGACUAUGUUGAAGUUAAGACUUUUGACAAGAUCUCCAACGAGGGUGUCCUUGAUGCCAAAAACAUGGCAUUGGGAAAUCUUUUGCCAGAAUGCUGUGGUGCCGCUCGGGUGGAAUUAAGACAACAGACUGCACUGACCAGCCCUGCUCAAGAUAAAUGUGGAGACCUUGAAUGGAGACUUUGGGAAAAGAAGAAAGAUUUUAUGAACCAGAAUAAGAGUCAGAUAUGGAGUCUACAGAAAGAAAAUGCAGCAAAAGAAUCAAUGCAGGCGUCUAUUUCUGUAAGAAGGAUUGAGAACAAAGAAAGCAUGCUCACAAGAAAUCGCACUAGAGGGGAACAUGUCACUGGCCGUGAAUAGGCAAUGUGAGCACACCCUGGAUGGUGUUAAGCGACAUUAAAAUCACAAAUCCACCCUUUUAUCAUUUGAAUACUACAGUGCACUUGUAUAUUUAUGCUCUAAAUUAAUAAAGUGUUUACCACCAACAUGCUGCAUAUAG
Messenger RNA from Danio rerio (zebrafish), 3155 nucleotides. NCBI's taxonomy places the organism in Eukaryota, Metazoa, Chordata, Actinopteri, Cypriniformes, Danionidae. The record is from RefSeq and is a predicted model, not a curated record.